Molecule: messenger RNA, 789 nt
Organism: Parnassius mnemosyne (clouded apollo)
Lineage: Eukaryota; Metazoa; Arthropoda; Insecta; Lepidoptera; Papilionidae
Source: the annotation of a GenBank genome assembly
AUGUAUGAAUUUAACUAUAGAGAUCAAUAUACAAUUGCAGAACUUGUACCGGAUCAUGUUUUGGAAAAUAUAUUUUCAUAUUUAAGUUUAAGAGAUUUGCGAAAUUGUUCAUUAGUGUGCAAAACUUGGUUUAGAAUUCUUAGCGAUGAAAACAACGAUGUUUGGAGGUUUCACUGUUAUAAAAAAUUAGCAGAAGAAGUGAUGAAGUCUGAUUUACUAACCUCAGUACCAAGUUAUAAAUCUAAGCUAAGAGCGUUUUUUCAUGCUUGGAGUCCCCGUGACUGCUCAAGAAAUAUUUAUAUUAAACCAAAUGGAUUCACUUUACACAGAAAUCCAGUAGCACAAAGUACUGAUGCAUGUAGAGCCAAAUUUGGGUUUUAUCGAGGUCGUCAUGCUUGGGAAGUCAUAUGGGAAGGACCACUUGGAACAGUUGCUGUUGUGGGAAUAUCAACUAGAGAUGCACCCUUACAAUGCCAGGGUUAUGUGGGAUUAUUAGGUUCUGAUGAGCAAAGUUGGGGAUGGAAUUUAGUUGAUAACCACCUGUUGCACAAUGGACAAAUCCAAGGACAUUAUCCACUGCUUAACAACUGCCCUAAAUAUCAAGUGGGAGAACGUAUAAGAGUAAUUUUAGACUGUGAGAAUAGGACUCUAUCGUUUGAAAGAAGUUAUGAAUUUUUAGGUGUUGCAUUUAGAGGUCUUCCAAGGAGAAGAUUGUAUCCAACUGUAUCAGCUGUUUAUGGAAACACGGAAGUGUCCAUGGUGUACUUGGGACCGCCUGUGGAUGGCUGA